Messenger RNA from Acanthocheilonema viteae, 889 nucleotides. Lineage: Eukaryota; Metazoa; Nematoda; Chromadorea; Rhabditida; Onchocercidae. The record is from the annotation of a GenBank genome assembly.
GGAAAAGAAUAUUACUUCUCGGACGAAAUGGUCCUCAUUGAAGAAGCAGUUAGAAGAUGAUGAACGUUACAAAGCCGUUGAUCGAUCUUCAAGUCGUGAAAGUCUUUUCCGUGAAUACCAGGAUACACUGCCAGAAGAAUCUAAUUCAGAUAUUGAGGAGGAGAAUGACCGUCAAAAGCGUGUUGCUGCCGAGGCUGCUAUCGAAGAACGUAAGAAGGAGGUGGAAGCUGAGUUAGGUGAACAGCUAAAAGAAAGAAGUAAAGAGCAUGAAAAGCACAAAUAUCAGGAGCAUGAAGAAUCAUUUAAAGCUUUGCUGAUUGAUCUGAUAAAAUCAGCUGACUACACGUGGCAUGAAGCUCGCCGAAUUUUGCGGAAAGAUUCACGUUAUGAAAAUUGCGACCUUUUGGAAAAAGAUGCUAAAGAAAGGUUGUUUGAUGCACAUGUUCAACACUUGGAGAGGAAAAGACGAGAAGUUUUUUUCCAGUUAUUAAAUGAAACAAAAGAUAUUACACCUAGUAUGAAAUGGCGCGAAGCUAAGAAAAUUAUUGAGAAGGAUGAACGGUUCGCAAAAUUCAAUAUUAGUGAAAGGAAGACGGAACGUGACUACAAAGAGUGGAUGGAGGAGCGAAAAGAAGCCGUAAUGAAGGAUUUCAAAGAUUUAUUAAAAGAGACUAAGAUUAUCACGUACAAAUCUUUAAAAAUGAUACAAGAAAAUGAACAGCAUCUUCGUGACAUACUUGCUGUACUUGAGAAUGAUAAACGAUAUAUCGUAUUGAAUAAUGCUCCAGUAGAGCGGGAACGAUUGCUUGAGCAGUAUUUGGAAGAGUUAGACAAGAAAGGUCCACCACCACCACCUACGCAACAGGAAGCUGACAGACGUCGAAAGUAA